AUGAGCACCCCCUUCUCGCCAGGGCAGUUCUGGGUGUGUUCCGAGAUGGUUGGGGAAGACGACGGGAGUGUGGUUAUUGCCCGUGUGCGAUUACCGCGGUAUCCCAACACCCUUUUGACCACCACCGACGCAGACGAGCACUACUCCGCGCUGUGUGAGGUCUCGACUAUCCUUCUCUUUUGCAGCAGCAGCAGCAAAGUCUCUCUCGGCGGUGGUUGUGCCACGGGUUUUAUGCUUAUGAGGGGCCUAAAUCAGCUCUUGCAUUUGAUGCCGGUUGUUCAGCGAGAAGGACGGUUCCUGGGGCAGAGAUUCAGUGAGGUGUUGGAGUCCGGCUUCGAGGGUUUAUGCUUGUUUCUUUAG
Molecule: messenger RNA, 360 nt
Organism: Penicillium alfredii
Lineage: Eukaryota; Fungi; Ascomycota; Eurotiomycetes; Eurotiales; Aspergillaceae
Exons: 1
Coding region: 1-360 (119 amino acids)
Source: RefSeq, a predicted model, not a curated record